AUGCCUCGACUGAGAUCGAGGCGAACGACAAAAGAAAACAUUGAUGGUCCUGAGGAGACAAAGUCGCCGAAAAAUUGCGGUACAGUGGCGUCCAGAGUUUCGGCGAAAAAAAAAGGUAAUGAUGAUAAUUUGAUUGCUGUUAAUGCGUUAGCGAUGUUAAAAUCGCCAGUUCUACGGGACAGAACGAAUUUGAUAACAACACCCACGAAAAAUGAUGUUUUGAAAAAAGGUAUCCAGGACGAGGAAGCUGGUGAUGCGGUGGCCACUGAGUCUGAGGUGAAAGCUACGAGAACGAGGCAGAAGAAGAUUGAGGAGGUGAAGGAUGUCAAAACUGCGGUUGGAAGAACGAGGACUAGAGGAAGUAAAGCUGACAUUCAGGAAACUGUCAGUCUGAAGCCUUCAACUUCUAGUAAAAAAUCCAGUAUGAUGAUUAAUACAGAUGAUCAAGAUGUACCAGUUAAAGCAGUUGAGGAUAAAACUGCUAAAAGUAAAACUAAUGUAAAAAAAAGAACGAGGCUGGUUGAGAAAAAAACAGAAUCUAAAGUUAGUACUCGAGCUAAGAAAGUUGGUGCUGCUAAAGAUAAAUUAAAGCCUUCGGGGAAAGAUUCUGAUAAUGAAUCAAAGGAUGUCGAAGAAAAUUUAUCUUCUAAUGAAGCUCAUGAUGAUAAAUUAAAUGAUUCGUUGCCUGAAAAUAAUAAAGACGUGCCUAAAGUUGUCAAGAAAAAAUCCGCUGGUAAAAAGAAGGUCAGUGUAGCUUCUAAUAAGCGAUCUAUACGAGCUCGUAAGACUGAGGAAGUAAAUGAACCUAAAGAUGAUAAAGAAAAAUCAGCUAGUGAAGAUGAUAAUGAUCAAUUAGAGGAUUCAGCUUCUGAAAUUGGUGAUGAUGAAGCUAAAAAUGUUAAAAAACAACCAGCUAAUAAAAAUAAGGUCAGUGUAGCUUCUAAUAAACGAUCUUUACGAGCUCGUAAGACUACAAAAGUUGAUAAACUACAAGAUGACGAAGAAAAAUCAGCUAGUGAAGAUGAUAAUGAUCAAUCAGAAGAUUCAUCUCCUGAAAUUGAUGAUAAUAAAGCUGAAGAUGUUAAAAAACAAUCUGCUAAUAAAAAGAAGGCCAGUGUAACUUUUAAAACACGAACUUCACGAGCUCGUAAGAUUAAGGAAGUAAAUAAAGCAAAAGAUGAUGAUGAAAAAUCAGCUAGUGAAGCUGAUAAUUAUCAUUCAGAAGAAUCAUCUCCCGAAACUGAUGAACUUGCGACUCAAGAAUCAGACAAACCCAAAGGAAAAAAAUUCUUCAAAAUAAUUGUUCCUACAGCUCAUUAUAAACUCUCUCCUGUGAAGAAAAAGAGAUUGGCUGCUAAGCAAAAACAUGUCUGGGGUCAAAAAGUUCGUGGAAUAGUUGCCGAUCCAAGAAUGAGUGGUUCUUUUCGUUUAAGACAAACGACUAUCAAAGAAUCAUUGGCUAAUGCUUCAAAAAAGGCUCUGAGACCUCGGCCUCCGAGGAAAAGCAAUGAAAAUUCGCCCAACAAAAAGAUUGUCAAGAAAAGAGGACCAGUUUAUAAAGAAAUCAUAGAAGAUGGUAUUAGUAAAAAAAAUAGUCCAGAUGAAAUUUAUGAAUUUAGUUAUGACUUGAAUGAUUCUAAGGAACGGAAGAUUAUUCGUAAAAGGAAAAUCACUCGCAAAGCUCCGGUCAAACGAAAUAAAGCAUCAACUAAAACAAAGAAGGCUGUUAACAAAACAGAGGAGCCGCCAGCUGUAACAGAAAAAAUUGUCAUAAAUCAGCCAGUAGCUCCUGCUAGUAUUCCUGAAGAACCUGCCGAAACUCAUCAAGUUAAUAUUACAGUAGCGGCAGAAGUUUAUGAUCCUCCAAGUCCAGGUCCAAGUUCAGAGCCAUUCUUUGGAGAUGAACCUUCUACAACUGUGGAUGAACAACCGCAAAAAUCACGACCGGUAGUGAUUUCUUGUCAAGAGUUAAGCGCUGAAAAUCGCAUCAAUUGGACAACGACUCCGGUACAGCCAAAGCCAACAGAAAAAGAAUCUUCAGGACCUCGUCAAUACGGUCAGAGACCGUCGAAGCAAAUAAAGACCAUGCUGGACACUUCUCUGAUCAGACGAUCUCUUUCACCAAUCUCCAAGGCGAAUCCUACCCCUUUUAUUGAAGAUGCUGGCAGUCCGUGGCGUCUUGUUCCUAGUAGUUCGUUUUCCCGUGUGAAAAAUGUCUUCCAGAGUACUCCUCAGGGGAAGAAAUUUACUACGUUGCUAGGUAAGGCUUCAGCUGCUGAAAACAAACGUUUGAGUUUGAAUAUGGAUAAAAUUGAAGAAGCUCAUGAUGAAAAUCCAGACACCAAGCAAAAUAAUUCGUCGGAAAAUGUGCAAAUUAAUAAUUCUAAAUCACCUAGAAAAUUCGGCACUGAGAUUUCUAAUAUUAAUAAUAUUAAGGGGAUUAAUCAAGCGGGAAUAAGUCCGACCAAGUCUCCUCGGAUGUUUGGAACUGACCUUUCGAAUUCAAAUAACUCUUCACCAGCGAAAAGUCCUCUCAAAAAAUUGAGUAACUCAUUAUCGGCAACGAGUCCGCUUAAGAAAAAAUUAAGUAACUCUCCAUUGGCUACGAGUCCGCUUAAGAAAAAGCUUUCCAAGUCUUUGGUACUGAAUGAAAACAGAUCAAUUAGUAGAGAAAAAUUAUCUGUUACAAAUGUUUCUAUUAUUGAUAGAGAGCUUUCUGUACCCAAAGCUUCGGCUGAUGAAACUUUAGACAAGGAAAAUUCAGCGCCGAAUUUGCUAAGUCCAAGCAAAACUCCGAGAAUAAAUAGGUCGGUUGGCAGCAGUUUUGGAAGUCCAUUUAAAGGUUUUUCAAGUGAGAAACCUGUUGAGGAUUCAAGUCUUGGUAGUCCAUUCAAAGGUUUUCCAAGUGAAACUCCUGCUUCUCCUGUAAAUGAAAUAAGCCAAGAAUCAAAUCUUGGAAGCCCAUUCGUAGGUUCUCCUAGUGAUAAAUCUGUUAAGGAUUCAACUCUUGGAAAUACAGUGGAAAGUUUUACUAGUAAUAAAUCUGUUGAGGAUUCAAGUCUUGGAAAUAAAUCGGAAGGUUUUAAAAGUAAUAAACCUGUUGAAGAUUCAAAUCUUGGUAGUCCAUUUAAAGGCUUUCCAAGUGAAUCUCCAGCUUCUGCUGUAACUGAAAUAGGACAAGAGCUACUACCAGAAAUUGAAACUCAACCAGAGAUUGAACCUCAACCAGUUAUUGAAACUCAACCAGAGAUUGAAUCAAGACCAGAGAUUGAAACUCAACCAGUCAUUGAACCUCAACCAGACAUACAAACUCAUCCAGAGAUUGAACCUCAACCAGACAUUGAAACUCAUCCGGAAAUUGAACCUCAACCAGGGCCUUCAGGACUUCAAAAAAAUAGUCCUCCAGCUAAGACAUGGAAAUUAAAACAGUCUAAUUUAAAUAGAUUUUUAAAUCUACCUGAAAAACCAACUAGCACUCGGAUCAGCACAGCUCAUGGUAUAUUUGACGACUUAAAUACGUCGCCCGUUGAAGUGAAUAUCAAUAAAAAUACUAAUAAGACAGGCGAACCAAAUGUUGAAAAUGCAUUUGGAUUUGAUGAUAAUGAUGAGUCUGAUGAAGCGAAUACUUCGUAUGACUUUGGUAAGGCGCCUGUUGAACCUACUGUGCCUAAAAAAGUUAAAGUACCUGCUAUGAACCCCGCAAAUAUUAAAAUAGUCCAAGCAGUAAUUCAUAAUAACAACAAUGGAGAGAGUAAAACAGCGACGAGGAUUUCUACAGAAACAAUUAAUAGAAUAUUGAGAUCUAACAAAAAAGAUGAUGGAAUUAGAGAACCUGACAUUCAAGUAGCACCUGCUGAAGAACAUCAGUUUGUGGAGCCUGCACCAACUCCUUUUGAACCAGAAAAAUUUUUAGACACUUUUGAUCUCUCAACUGAAGUCGGUACUGAAAAUGUCGAUAAACCUAUUGGGCUGUUUCUUGAUAGUGAACCUGUUAUUCACUAUAAAGAGCCUCCAAGAUUUUCUUACAAACGUAAACGUCGCCAACGUCUGAUGUCUUGUGGGGAUUCAGAAGAAGAAAGCGAUGACGAGGAGCGUAAACGGCCGGUAAAGAAAAAGAAACUCACCAAAGCCGAACGAGAACAAAAUAAAAAAAUAGAAGAAUGGGCUAAAACGGUCAAUAGUUCGUUUGCAGAAAUAGAAGAUUUUAAUUUGGUAGUCGAGUAA
Messenger RNA from Cotesia congregata, 4224 nucleotides. NCBI's taxonomy places the organism in Eukaryota, Metazoa, Arthropoda, Insecta, Hymenoptera, Braconidae. The record is from the annotation of a GenBank genome assembly.